AUGGAAUCCUUUGCUACCUAUAACUUUGCCAUUGCCGGUACUCUGUUCGUGCUUGUACAUCAAGCCACAGCCGCGACUUUGCUGGAAGAUGGGGAAGACUUCACUAACAAUCUGGUCUCAGACCUUGCACCGCUCCUGACUCUUUUCGGCGAGCGUGUUACAACUCAAUUUAUGAGCCAGUCGACUGGCUGGGCUGAUUCAAUUGCUUUAGCUAUGGCUCCUAUUGGUGUCAUCACGAUUAUUAUAAGCGCAAUUCGUGUAGCUGGGCCUCGGAUGCUUAAGGCUGUGAUCGGGCGAGCUCGAGAGAAUGUUGCCACUGCCGAAUUGGAAGUCAUGUCUUCUACAUCGUCUGAGGCUUGUGAACUAUGGAAUAGUAAGACUCAGGUUGUUGUAAGAUGCCCUGGAAACACUGAUAAUUGCGAGUUGAUAUGCAUUUACCCAACAUCGAUGAUAAGAGAACGAAACAAUCGGGCGACACUGAACGUACGCAUUUUAGACAUUGAUCAUGCUACCGGUCGUGGCAAGAAGGAUCACGAGUCUACAUUGGGCCAGCAACAUCCUGUCUAUCUGGAAAAUCGGUCCUCGGCGCGAUAUCCGAGUGAAGCCAUGGCCCCGGAGAUCCCCCCCAAUACAAUCAUAAUCACGAGAAACAAGUACCACAAUGCGCCAAAUAUGACUCUGAAUUGUACCUCUGAUGGAGAAUCGUGGCAAGUCGUGGCAUGUGCAGUAUUUGGCUGUGUUCUUCAAGCGGGUGUCUUGCUAUUCUUUGGGUUUCUUACCGAGUAUCGGACUCUCCAAUUCGAUAAAGACGGGACCUCAGUCGCGGGAUAUUCUAUGCCAUUUGCGGUGGCUGGUACGAUUACCCUCAAUAUAGGCAUUAUUAUCUGUGCUCGGGCUGUUGAUGAAAGUAGCGAUGAAGAGGUUUACGAGGUUCGUCGCAAAAAGGACGCUGCUUUGGCAAUGGUCUGGUUACAGAAACAAAAGAGUGUCAGCGAACAGCACUUUGAUCCAGCAGCAAUCUACCCUUCUAUGAGGCGCCAUAGAGCCAUCGUUUCCAAAAGAGUCAUUGGUAAUGAUGGAAAAAGCCUGGAGCCACAACCGCUAACGAACAGCGAUCGGUUGAAAGGAAUUUCGACUGUUGGGACUAUUGUCAGCGUUUUGGGCUACAUAAUCCAAUUCAUUGGCUUGAGGGGAAUGCAUUGGCUUGCAACCAUGGCUCAGCUGGCAGCUGUUAUUGUGAUGACAAUCUUCAGAGCUAUUAUCCGCCGCCAUCUCGCUUCAGGUUUAAAUUACCGAGAGCUGGACCAUUCUAUGGGGUUCGAAUUAGAAUGGUUUAUCUCAUCACUUCUCGAUGCCAACGGUAUCAAUUGGAUCCCUGGCGAUACCACCAAAGACUCCAAUGAGGAGCAAAUGGAGCAGAAUCGUGGUAACAAUGGUGAAAGUCAGGAGGAGAGCCCACACUUCACAUGGCUCGUAAGGACAGGCGACGUAACGCUUUGCAGAAAGCUCAUGUCUCGUGGCGAAGAAAGGUCAGGCCUGCAAAUUUUCAAAGAUGUUUUCGACUUAUCCAUACCUCAAAGCGUCUUAGAUCUAAGGCGCCAUCUUGGUGACCUGAGUAGGUGGCAAGGCCCGGCUUCGGAUGAGGCUUUGGCGCUGGCAAAGGCCAUCGAAAAAGUAAUCGAAUUCUUUCUGCCCAUUAUCAGACAGGCCGACACAGGCAGCUCUUGGUGUGAAAUCGCAGGUGAUUGCGAAAGGGACACUGGGGGUGACGCCACCAUUGAGGUGAAAGAAGCCAAGACGCUUGAGUGGAUUAUGGCGGUUGAUUACUGCCAAGGAAGCCAACCCGCUACAAACAACGAAGUCUGUGCGUCCAGAAACGUCAAAAUUACGUUUACAAAGACUCCGGAAGGUGCUUGGAGGGUGCCAAUCGACGAAAUAGAUGCUGCUCUUUCACUUUGGCUGUACUCCGUGAAGGAGAAGCGAAGGGAAGACCGACAGGACAAGAAUCAGGAGUUUCCAUCUCGUAAUGAUGACUGGAUACGCGGCCAGUCUAUUCGGCAGAGAUGCUUGCAGAUUCUGGGACCGUCGACACCUGUCCUUCUUCGAGAUCUCAGAUGGUGGAUGCCGAACGGGCUUGACGGAGUGCUAGAAGCUCAAGAACAUCGAGAUCCGAACGUUACGAAUGGAAAUCUACUGAGGGUCAGAGAGGAAAGGAUUGGGCGGAGUGGUGAAAGAUGGCAGGUCUCGACUACAACUGACUCAAAAUCAACUAGCGACCCAUCAAGGGUGUUGCCAAGCCAAGCCCACGAUUCAGACUCACCGAAUGAUGGCCUUACUCGAUGGACAUGGAAGUCAGCGGCAGAUAUCCAUCAGGAAAGAGGCGAUGAGACCGCAGCUCAAUUGGGGUCAAAGUUAGUGGUGGAGACCCAGGACCCCUUGGACAAGCUCUACGCAAAGGAUAUGUUUUCUUCUUUCUUAUGGUCCAUGAGCAUAGCCGAGUUAGGACUUUGGACGGAACGCGAUGUAUGGCUAAGCCUUAUUCCCCCUCUGUGUGCCACAGAUAACCUCCCUGGCCUUGAGACAGUGAUCCAGAUGGCACAGGAUAAAGCGGCCAAACUUGAAAGGGUAUUUCUCCUGGACAAAGCAGGAUCUUCAUAUCGAUGGCUUUUCGAUAUAGGGAUGCAAUCGCUGCCAACGAGUCAUGUUCGCCUGAAGUCUACGGCCAUCCUAUGGCGAUUCCAGAAGAGAUUGUUAGAAUACGAGUGUCCAGAUACUGGAGCAAUCUAUCAUACCAAGGGACGUGGCUCGCAAAACGAACUUACCAAAACGAGUCAAAGGCUCAAGCAAGAAAGAGAGAGGGAAGAGAGUGAAAGUGGAACUGAUACGCAGGACACGUUCAGAAAAUUCUUCGACAUUCAUCAAAGGCUACGGGGUCUUGAGGAGGAGCUCAUAGAUAAACGCACGUCUGUGAAAUAUCGGGUGGUCGAAAUCUUUGAGAAGGUCUUCAAAGACCGCAUGGUUUACGAAUCUUGGAAAAGCUCAGAAGACAUUUUCGGCAGAACAAAGCUGCACCACGCGAUGCAAAGCGGCUUCAUCGAUUUCGUUCGAGUAGUUGGUUUAUCGGGGACAACCACCUGGAACCCUUUGGUGGAAAGAGAGACACCGUAUUCCGACCUAGAAUAUUACGUCACCUGGUGCAAGAAACCCCAGAAAGAGGUUUUGCGCUUCACACGCCACCCGAUUUAUCUACCAGGUGAUAUUUAUUCUGCUAUCAUCUGCCCUUUCCAGACGCUCCAAUCCGUUCUGGAGAAUGGAGAAGACCCCAAUGCCCAAGACAUGGACUAUUGUACUCCUUUACAUUACGCUUGUACAACAGUUUUACAAGGUCCAGAAUCUCAAAUUGGGGAUUCUUACUAUGGGGAGAGAGACAAGUUGAGAAUCAAGGCACUACUUCUGAACAAGGUUGAUCUUAAUGCCCAAAGCCUUACUGGAAACACGCCUUUGCAUUGUGCAGUCCUUUCCUGCCGCUUAGACCUGGUAAGCUUUCUACUUGAGCAAGGAAGCGAUGCGCAGAUAGCCAAUUCUCAAGGCCAGACGAUUCUUCACUUAGCGGCAAAGAAACACGACGUUGAUAUGAUCGAGGAAUUAAUUGGGAUUGAAGGUCUCAUGAAGGCGCAAGACCAUGUUGGCUGGACACCACUCCAUGUCGCUGCAACACACAAUAGGCCACAAAUCAUUGCAACGUUCCUCAAACACAACAGCAAUAGUGAGGCCCAAGAUCAUGCCGGCCAUACACCGCUCCACUUGGCCAUCGUAUCGAAGAAGAAGGAUGCCAUCGAGGCUUUAAUUGAUAAGAAAGCAUCGACAAAAUGGGAAGGGACAAGAAUAGAAACCGUUCUAAAGCUGGCUGAUGAUAGCGGCCUACUGGAUUUCUUUGAAGAUCUUUUUCAUACCAAUGUCAUCUCUUUCUUGAUCUUCAAAGCCGCCCGCAACACCGAUGGACAAAAUAACAUUAGUCGCGUCAUGGAGGAUAUCGGUCGUCAUUCUUGGCCCCCAAUCAACAACGACAAAGAAGACCCUAUCACCGUUGCUGCCGACCACGGAAACUCCGAAGUGAUUGAAAAAAUGAUUGAAAAAAUGGUCCAGUGGGACUUCGAUCCCGAGAAGAUUCUUACAGCAAAUGAUUGGGGCAGCGCUUUAAGGAAAGCUAUUUGGCGUGGACACCUGGGUGUUGUGACCACUAUCGUGACGAAUUUAGGAAGUUCAUUACCAGAAGUGCUCCAGAAGCUUUCAGAUGCUACAGGACAAAACCUUGAACCUAUCCAUUUCCUGGCUAUUUGCAUCAAUGCCAAACAACUAGACAUUCUUGAGUUUUUUAUAUGCCGCGGUGCGAAUAUUAGAACCAAGGACUUCAGGGGCCAAAAUCUGCUUCACAGAGCAGCAGCGACAGAUCCUAGUAUGAAAUUAUGCGAAGGAGUUAUAGAGAGAAUUGCAAGGACGGAAUGGUCUUCACAUAUUGAACCAAUGCGGCAGGAAUUAGACAAAGAAGGUAAGACAUAUAUAGAUGUGGGGAGAUACUCUCGAGCUAUACUUCGUAGAGCAUCUAAGGCUCCGCCAUUCUAG
Fusarium fujikuroi IMI 58289 is the source of this 4623-nucleotide messenger RNA. RefSeq lists its product as uncharacterized. NCBI's taxonomy places the organism in Eukaryota, Fungi, Ascomycota, Sordariomycetes, Hypocreales, Nectriaceae. The transcript is spliced from 3 exons. Bases 1 to 4623 code for a protein of 1540 amino acids. The record is from RefSeq and is a predicted model, not a curated record. Gene Ontology annotation, molecular function: protein binding.